Messenger RNA from Lolium rigidum, 2485 nucleotides. Its product is annotated as G-type lectin S-receptor-like serine/threonine-protein kinase At2g19130. Bases 1 to 2445 code for a protein of 814 amino acids. Lineage: Eukaryota; Viridiplantae; Streptophyta; Magnoliopsida; Poales; Poaceae. The record is from RefSeq and is a predicted model, not a curated record. The transcript is spliced from 2 exons. Gene Ontology annotation, biological process: protein phosphorylation; recognition of pollen. Gene Ontology annotation, molecular function: protein serine/threonine kinase activity; ATP binding.
AUGGCGAGUUCCAUGACACCCCUCUCCCCUGCAACCAUUUACGUUCUGUUCGUCAUUGCUUUGGUUGCUCUGCAAGGAGCCCCGCUACGCGCCGGUGCAGCAGAUACGUUGUCCGUCGACCAGCCGUUGUCCGUCAGCCAGGAGCCGCUUGUCUCCAAGAGUGGCAAGUUCGCGUUGGGAUUUUUCCAGCCAGAUAACUCAACGUAUUGGUACAUAGGCAUAUGGUACAACAAAAUUUCAAAGAAAACACCAGUCUGGGUUGCAAACAGGGACUCUCCGAUCUCUAGUCCACAGUCGUCACGGCUGACCAUAUCAAGCGAUGGCAACAUGGUCAUAGCCAACAAUUCAAGAUCGGCAAUCUGGUCUACCAACAUAAGCAACAUCGCCUCAGGCCAAACGGUUGGCGUCAUCCUUGACACUGGCAACCUUGUCCUGGCACUCGCGUCAAAUACCUCCGUCGUGCUGUGGCAGAGCUUCGACCACUUAGGCGACACAUGGCUCCCUGGCGGAAAGCUUGGCCGGGGCAAGCUCACCGACGGGAGCACACGUCUAGUGGCAUGGAAGACUUACAAUGAUCCAGCUCCAGGGCCGUUCUCCAUUGUAUUGGACCCAAAUGGCACGAGCCAAUACUUGCUCAUGUGGAAUAGUACCCAGCAGUACUGGACCACUGGCAACUGGACCGGAAGAAGCUUCACAGCCGUGCCGGAGAUGAUAUCCAGCGACGCCUAUGCCCACUCGCUGUAUCGAUUCGACUACGUCAAUGGCGCCAACGGGAGCUACUUCACCUAUGAGAUCACAGACGACUCAAUUCUGAUGCGGUUUCAGGUGGACGUGACAGGGCAGAUUAGGUUCACGACGUGGGUGGAGUCCGCCGGCGAGUGGACACUCUUCUGGUCACAGCCCAAGGCGCAGUGCGACGUCUACUCUCUUUGCGGACCCUUCAGUGUGUGCGUCGAUAACUCGCAGCCGUCAUGCAGGUGUCUCCGCGGCUUCCGGGAGCGGCGGCUGCAAGCGUGGCUGGAAGGAGAUCACACGGAAGGUUGUUCCAGGAACACGGCGCUGCAGCAAUGCGGCCUCCAAGGCGGAACGCAGAAGGGGAAGAAAGACAGGUUCUACGUGAUGCCAAACGUGAAGCUGCCAAGCGAUGGGCAGGAUGUGGUGGCUGCACAAAAUGCUCGCGACUGCGAGCUCGUGUGUCUCGGGAACUGCUCAUGCACCGCUUACUCUUACAACGGCAGCUGCUGGCUCUGGCACGACGGCCUCAUCAACCUUCGAGACAUGAGCAGCAUUGGUAAUGGAGACGGCACCAUUCUGAUCCGCCUGGCUGCAUCUGAGUUCACUAGCACCGGGAACAAGAAGAAACUGAUAGUUGGUGUUGUCGCCGCCGCGGUUGUGGCUGCGAUCACUGUUAUUGCGCUCGUAGCGGUGUUCAUUCUGAGAAGCAGAAGGGUGAAGGCCCUUCGGAGGGUCGAAGGUUCCGUGAUGGCAUUCACAUACCGCGACAUGCAGUCUAUGACCAAAAAGUUUUCCGAGAAGCUCGGCGGUGGCGGCUUCGGGUCGGUGUUCAAAGGUUCACUCCCGGACGCUACGGGGACGCUCGUUGCCGUGAAGAAACUCGAGGGCGUCCGUCAGGGCGAGAAGCAGUUCCGCGCGGAGGUCAGCACCAUUGGCACGAUCCAACACGUCAACCUCAUCCGGCUCCUGGGGUUCUGCUCCGAGGGGGCACGGAGGCUGCUCGUCUACGAGCACAUGCCCAACGGCUCCUUGGACAGGCACCUCUUCGGGUCUAGCUCCGGCCAUGGCGUCGUCCUGAGCUGGGAGACGAGGUACCAGAUCGCUCUGGGGAUCGCGAGGGGAUUGCACUAUUUGCACGAGAAAUGCAGAGACUGCAUCAUACACUGUGACAUUAAGCCCGAGAACAUCCUCCUGGACAACAAGCUCGUCGCGAAGGUGGCGGACUUUGGUCUCGCGAAGCUCAUGGGCCGCGACUUCAGCCGUGUGCUGACGACGAUGAGGGGCACGGUCGGGUACCUCGCGCCGGAGUGGAUAACCGGCACGGCCAUCACCUCCAAGGCGGACGUUUACAGCUACGGCAUGAUGCUUUUCGAGAUCGUGUCGGGCAGGAGGAACGCGAGGCGGCGACAGGACAGCACGGUGGAUUUCUUUCCGUUGUUGGCCGCGAGGAUGCUAGCUGAAGGCGAAUUGGACGGCAUCGUGGACAUCCGGCUAGGCACCGAUGUGGACUUGGCUGAGGUGGAGAGGGUCUGCAAGGUGGCGUGCUGGUGCAUCCAAGACGACGAGAGCGCUAGGCCAUCCAUGGCGAUGGUCGUACAGGUUCUGGAACGGCUGGUUGAGGUCAGUGUCCAGCCGGUUCCGAGAUCGCUCAAACUCCUAACAGACCAAGGGAAUGAUGCGGAAUUAUUUUCGGAGAUGCCACCCGAAUAAGACCUGGGUUCAGGCGCGAGACCUUGGAGUAUACGAUGUA